AUGACUGAUACAACUACAAAGACCGUUCCGGUCCGGACCAUGCCCCCGGCCGUUGACAACGACCAUGAUCACGACCACAGCGAUGUGGAAAGCCUCAAGGCUGCAGCCAUAUUCCACAAGGCUCUUCGUAUGGGAAGAGUUGAAGAGAAGGGUAUUCAGCCUAUUCCCGUUGAAGAGCGUACCGCAACACGCUUCUACAAUAUUUUUACCAUCUGGGCGUCCAUCAAUUCUAAUAUUCUCGGCAUCACUUUUGGAAUGCUAGGUCCCUUAGUGUAUGGUCUGAGCUUGAGGGACUCUGCGCUCAUCAUCCUCUUCUUUUGUCUCUUUUCGACUGUUGGUCCAGCUUAUCUCGCCACUUUUGGACCAAAGACGGGAAUGAGGCAGAUGAUUCAGGCACGAUAUAGUUUUGGACGCUAUCUCGUUUCUAUUCCUGUCUUGCUCAACCUCGCCACGCUUACAGGUUUCAUGGUUAUCAUCUUUGUCGUUGGUGGCCAAUGUCUCUCCGCUGUAUCAAGCGGCCACUUGAGCCCCGACGUCGGCAUUGUCAUCAUUGGAAUACUAUCUCUCUUCAUCUCCUUCUGCGGCUUCAAAGUUCUGCACUACUACGAAACCUACGCCUUCAUCCCUGCCAUUAUCGCAAUCACUAUUGCCACAGGAUGCGGCGGUUCACAGCUUUCCAAGCAAGCAACCCCCGCAGCGCCAGCGACUGCAUCGGCCGUUCUCAGCUUCGGCAUGAUUGUCGCAAGCUACAUGAUUCCCUGGGCUGCUAUCGCGAGUGAUCUCACAACCUACUUUGACCCCAAGGUUCCCUCGUGGCGCGUCUUUGCCUACUCCUACCUCGGUCUCGUCACACCUACCAUUCUUCUCAUGACUCUUGGUGCUGCUAUUGCUGGAGCUUUGCCCAACGUUCCUGAGUGGUCGGCUGCGUACGAUGAGACAGCCGUGGGAGGUGUUCUUGCAGCUAUGCUUUCAAGUGCUGGUGGCUUUGGCAAGUUCGUGGUUGUGAUUUUGUCUCUUACUCUGUUGGGUAACACUGGCGGUACGAUGUACGCCAUCACACUCAACUUCCAGACUCUCAUCCCUGGACUUAUCAAGAUUCCCCGCUACGCCUUCGCUGUGGUAGUCACUGUCAUUGUCAUACCAACUGCUCUUCGAGCUCAGCGUGAUUUCUUCGUCAACCUCGAGAACUUUGUCGCUUUGAUUGGAUAUUGGUCCGCCUCUUUUAUCGGAAUUGUUACGGUCGAGCAUCUUGUCUUCCGCAAGGGUCGCUAUGAUUCUUACGACCACGCUAUCUGGAACAUUGCUUCUGAGCUGCCUCUGGGUAUUGCGGCCAUCGCCGCAGGGAUUAUUUGCUACGCGCUGGUUGUGCCGUGUAUGGCACAGGCUUGGUGGACGGGACCAAUUGCCAAAACAACUGGUGAUAUCGGUUUUGAGAUUGCCUUUGUUAUGAGUUCGGCGUUUUACGUGCCUUUUAGAUACCUUGAGAAGCGUCUUUCUGGAAGAUGA
Fusarium poae is the source of this 1506-nucleotide messenger RNA. RefSeq lists its product as uncharacterized. Gene Ontology annotation, molecular function: transmembrane transporter activity. Bases 1 to 1506 code for a protein of 501 amino acids. The record is from RefSeq and is a predicted model, not a curated record. Gene Ontology annotation, cellular component: plasma membrane. The transcript is spliced from 3 exons. Gene Ontology annotation, biological process: transmembrane transport. NCBI's taxonomy places the organism in Eukaryota, Fungi, Ascomycota, Sordariomycetes, Hypocreales, Nectriaceae.